Messenger RNA from Gossypium raimondii (Peruvian cotton), 1277 nucleotides. Its product is annotated as bifunctional dTDP-4-dehydrorhamnose 3,5-epimerase/dTDP-4-dehydrorhamnose reductase. Gene Ontology annotation, cellular component: methionine adenosyltransferase complex. Bases 69 to 971 code for a protein of 300 amino acids. Gene Ontology annotation, biological process: S-adenosylmethionine biosynthetic process. Gene Ontology annotation, molecular function: methionine adenosyltransferase regulator activity. The transcript has 2 exons. NCBI's taxonomy places the organism in Eukaryota, Viridiplantae, Streptophyta, Magnoliopsida, Malvales, Malvaceae. The record is from RefSeq and is a predicted model, not a curated record.
CCCACUCCCUCAAAUUCAAACCCUGCAUUUUCAACCCAAAAAUUCAAAAAAAAAAUUCUAAAUAAGUGAUGGGGUUUCCGGCUAAUGGCUCAUCGGACAAACCAUUGAAGUUCCUGAUCUACGGUCGAACUGGUUGGAUCGGUGGUUUAUUAGGCAAACUCUGCGAAUCCCAGGGAAUCGAUUACGAGUACGGCUCCGGCCGUUUGGAGAACCGGAUUUCGCUUGAGUCCGACAUAGCCAACGUGAAACCGACCCAUGUAUUCAAUGCCGCCGGUGUCACCGGUCGUCCGAAUGUCGAUUGGUGCGAAUCCCAUAAGGUGGAGACCAUCAGAACCAAUGUGGUCGGGACCCUUACCCUCGCUGACGUUUGCAGAGACAAAGGCCUCAUCUUGAUUAAUUAUGCUACAGGUUGCAUCUUUGAGUACGAUGAGGCUCAUCAGAUCGGAACGGGUUUCGGGUUUAAGGAAGAGGAUACUCCGAAUUUCACCGGUUCCUUUUAUUCUAAGACCAAGGCUAUGGUGGAGGAAUUGCUCAAGAAUUAUGAAAAUGUAUGUACCUUGCGAGUUAGGAUGCCUAUUUCAUCGGAUUUAGCCAAUCCCCGAAACUUCAUCACAAAAAUCACUCGGUACGAUAAAGUGGUUAACAUUCCUAACUCGAUGACCAUCCUCGAUGAGCUUCUUCCGAUUUCCAUCGAGAUGGGAAAGAGGAACUUGACCGGAAUUUGGAACUUUACAAACCCGGGAGUGGUCAGUCACAAUGAGAUAUUAGAAAUGUACCGUGACUACAUUGACCCUAACUUCACCUGGAAGAACUUCAAUCUCGAGGAGCAGGCCAAAGUUAUCGUAGCCCCGAGAAGCAACAACGAACUCGAUGCCACCAAAUUGAAGACAGAAUUCCCUGAGCUCCUUUCGAUUAAAGAGUCUCUUAUUAAGUAUGUAUUCGAACCGAAUAAGAAGACUGGUGGAGCUUGAUCAGUUACUUUGCCUGAUAAAAAGUUUGUCUUCAAAGGUAGACUAUGUGAGACUAUUUGAGCUUGAGAUUUUAGGUUAUGAAUUCAUUGAUUUCCUCUUCUUUUUAUCAUCUUGUUUAUGAAUUUGGUUCGUGUGGGUCGAUAUGGAUGGUGAUAACCUCGGCCAAUACGCACGCAUGCCUCUUCCCAGAUGACACGAAAGAUCGCUGGUAUUUUGUAUUUGAAUGUUGUAUUCAUAUAUGAACAUUUGAAUAAGUCAGUUGGAAAUGGUUUUAUCUGGUUAUGAAUAUGCAUUUUGAGUUUUAUA